UUGGAGUAUAUAAAGUGUAUUCAGGUGGAGGAAGCUGCUGAGUACAUUGAGAAUUUGAAGCUUGCUGACAACAGGGACCCUACUUUCAAGAAACCAGUUUUUGUGCCUGUUGAUGAGAAGACGGCACUUCAAAACGCCGCUGUUGGGAUACUGACCGGUGCAAGAAGUGUUACGAAAGCAGACGCGCAGAGGCUUUUGUUCAAUUUCGGAACACUGAAGGCUAUCAGUGAGGCAAGUGAAGAGCAGCUGGCACUGUGUCCUGGACUAGGGCCGAUUCGGGCGAAGAACCUCUACAACUACCUCAGAACUCCCUUCACUUCAUGA
This is a messenger RNA of Cooperia oncophora, 324 nucleotides long. The record is from the annotation of a GenBank genome assembly. NCBI's taxonomy places the organism in Eukaryota, Metazoa, Nematoda, Chromadorea, Rhabditida, Trichostrongylidae.